UUCUGAUGUUAUAGAUUCAUUCAAGCAUAGAAACAAAAAAAAUAAUAAAACUUAUUUUUUUUAUGAAAAAAGAAAUCAAGAAUCACUAAACAAGACAAUUGCCUAUUAUAAUUGUGAAGGCAUUAGAGAUAUCUCUACCAAUUGUCCCUUUUCCAAUGGAAAGUCUUACCAAAAAUCAAGGAAUGUAGAUUGA
This is a messenger RNA of Cetraspora pellucida, 193 nucleotides long. The record is from the annotation of a GenBank genome assembly. NCBI's taxonomy places the organism in Eukaryota, Fungi, Glomeromycota, Glomeromycetes, Diversisporales, Gigasporaceae.